Messenger RNA from Eremothecium gossypii ATCC 10895, 1854 nucleotides. RefSeq names its product DNA-directed DNA polymerase eta (gene RAD30). Gene Ontology annotation, cellular component: nucleus; site of double-strand break; replication fork. Gene Ontology annotation, biological process: error-prone translesion synthesis; response to radiation. Gene Ontology annotation, molecular function: damaged DNA binding; DNA-directed DNA polymerase activity. The transcript has a single exon. NCBI's taxonomy places the organism in Eukaryota, Fungi, Ascomycota, Saccharomycetes, Saccharomycetales, Saccharomycetaceae. The coding region runs from base 1 to 1854 and encodes 617 amino acids. The record is from RefSeq and is marked provisional.
AUGUCCUCCUUCUAUUGGCGGGACUUGCUAGCCAUCAACUCCAGUCACGCCACACACCUGUCGCCGCUUGCUUGCGUUGCCCACAUCGACGUCAAUGCCUUCUUCGCGCAGGUAGAGCAGGUUCGGUGCGGCUACGGCAAGGAUGACCCUGUGGUGUGCGUGCAGUGGUCCAGCGUGAUAGCGGUAUCGUACGCAUGCCGCAAAUAUGGCAUUACACGACUGGAUAGCGUUGCAGAGGCGAUGAAGAAGUGCCCAACACUGAUCCCGAUCCACACGGCGGUGUUCAAGAAGGGAGAGGACUUUUGGCAAUACCACGACGGCUACGGGCCCUGGAACACGGACCCAUCGCGCCAGCUGGACCCCGCCAUACACAAGGUAGCCCUGGACCCUUAUCGGCGCGAGAGUCGCAAGCUGCUAAAGAUGAUCCAGAAGCGCUGCCCCAUCGUGGAGAAAGCCAGCAUUGACGAGGUGUUCGUGGACCUCGGGCCGCAGUGCUUCGCGCAACUGCUGCUCGGGGAUGACGGCGCCGAGUUCCAGGAACUUCGGCGGCUGUUCGUGGAGGGCAGCUACAGCCUGGAUGAGCCCCUGCCGCCCCUGCCGCGCAGCGUGAAGUUGCAAUUUGCCGGCGAUGUCUACGGCGCGGACGCCGAGCGCACGUCCUUCUUGGACUGGGACGACGUCAUAAUGUGUCUGGGCAGCCGUCUGGCUCUGGCGCUGCGGCAGGAGGUCGAGGAUGCGCUGGGAUACACGACCUCGUGCGGCGUGUCGCGCACGAAGAGCGUCUCGAAGCUGGCGUCCAACUACCGCAAGCCGAACGCGCAGACCAUAGUCCGCAACGCCGCGGUGGAGACGUUUCUGGACCAGGGUGGAUUCGAGCUGCCGUCUUUCUGGACGCUGGGCGGCGCGAUCGGGAAGGAGCUGCUGGACCUGCUCGAGCUGCCGCCCGCGGGCAGCAUCCCCGCCCUGCGCGCACUGUGCCCUGAAUCGCCGGAGCAGCUGCACGCCUGCUUGCUGCGCCGCAUCCGCGACCGCCCGCUCCCCCACGACGCGGCCCCCUACCUGAUCGACGAACAGGCGGCCGAAGCGCUCGCGACGAAGCUGUUCUACCUCGUCCGCGGCACGCACUGCGUUCCGGUCAACCCGCGGCCCACGGUCUCGUCGAUGACCUCCCGCAAGAACAUGCGCGGCAACGCCUGCAAGAGCCUCGCAGACUGCCACCCGUGGCUCGAGGUCUUUAGCGCAGAGCUUGCCGGCCGCCUGCAGGACCUGCACCAGGAGUACGACCGCAUCUAUUUGCCGCGCACGCUGACCGUCGCGGCCCAGGGCCGCGCCCACCAACGCGUUAGCCGCAGCACCGGCCUUCACGCGCCCACCGCCAACGUCACCGCGCUAACGCUGCUCAAGGCCGGCGCCCGCCUCGUCAACGAGCUCGACGAGCGCUUCUGCGGCGCCGACAUGUACCCGCUGAGCGCCCUCUCCAUGAGCCUCGCCAACUUCGACGUCCUGCAACCCGGCAAGACCAUUGUGGACCUGCUCCCGCGCGCGCCCGCCACUCCGCCGUCCCCGCCCGCCCGCGCAGCCUCGCCCGCUUCGCUGCCCGCUGCGGCCGCCGCAGCCUGCCCGCAGUGCCGCGCUCCCCUUCCCUCGCAGCGCGCGCUCCAGGUCCACCUCGACGGUCAUCUCGCCCAGAAGCUGUCCGACAGCCUCAACGGCGUCUCCGACGCCUCCGCGCUCUCCUACGGCGAGCGCAGGCUACUCCUGCGCCCCAAGCACGGCGGCCCUGCGGCCCCGAAGAAACAGCGACGCACUACAAAAGACAUAGCAAGCUACUUUGGCCCUACCGGCCAGCCCUAA